Lontra canadensis (Northern American river otter) is the source of this 768-nucleotide messenger RNA. Its product is annotated as basic salivary proline-rich protein 4-like. The transcript has 4 exons. Lineage: Eukaryota; Metazoa; Chordata; Mammalia; Carnivora; Mustelidae. The coding region runs from base 1 to 768 and encodes 255 amino acids. The record is from RefSeq and is a predicted model, not a curated record.
AUGUUGGCCCAUAGACCGGGGGCUGUGGCAAAUGGGACUCCGGGGGCCGUACUGGGCGGGCAGCGUCGGACACACAGGACAGAAUGGGCCUGUCCCCAGAGCUCUUCUCGUGGCCCCGCCGCCUUUCCCACCCCAGGUGACAACACUUUUGUCCUCGUCGGAGCCCCCUCCGACCCCAGCCGACAGCACUUUUCUCGGACGCCCCGCACGCGCUGCCCAGAGGAGGCUGCCAGCCGCACGCCCAACCACCCCUCUCGGAAAAGUCCUCCACGGCCUCACGAGAAAGUAGUCAAGAGGGCAGCCUCGGGAGAGGACGAGGCGGAGCCUGUCCUCGGCCACGCUGGCUGCGGCGUGAGGCAAGGGGGAAAGCGCUGCAAAGUCGGUGCAGGGGGCGCUCGGCCGCCCGCGGUUGGGCGGCCGGACUCUCAGGGAAGCAAGCCUCCUGAGGCUAGGGCGUCCCGACCAUCGCGCCGCCGGAAACGCCCGGCCUGUAGGACGCCGCGCCGCGGCCUCGGACCGGGCGGUUUCGAACCCCCGCCUGCCAGCCUGCCCAACCGCGUCCCCGCCGCCCGCACACUCACCGCGCGCGUGCGCCGCCACGGCGCGGCCGCCCGCCGCCCUCCGCCCCGGGCGCGAUCUCAGCCCCGCCCCCGUGCCCGGCCCGUGGACCGGGCCCCUUGCGGCGACGGCGUCGGGGCUACGUCACGGAAACGGAGCCGCGCCGGGGAGGCGGUGGAGAAACGAGGGCUACCUUCGGGCCCCUGGUGA